This is a messenger RNA of Mercenaria mercenaria, 1193 nucleotides long. RefSeq lists its product as uncharacterized. The record is from RefSeq and is a predicted model, not a curated record. Lineage: Eukaryota; Metazoa; Mollusca; Bivalvia; Venerida; Veneridae. Gene Ontology annotation, molecular function: protein binding. The transcript is spliced from 2 exons. Bases 34 to 1002 code for a protein of 322 amino acids.
GGUAAUUUCUGUGAUAAAGAUCGACCUGGAAGAAUGGCAGUGAACAUAAAGUUUUUAUUUGCGGACGUUUUGGUAAUACUUUUGCCACUGGCCAUUGCUAGCGAUUCUACAAACAUUGGCACAACAAAUGGCUUGAACGAGGUAGGUGUUCUACUAAAUCAUCUCCAAACUACAGAAGCAGUUGUUCAGAAACUUCUCAGACGUGUUGAACUGUUAGAAACUCGGAACGAGGCUCAACAACAAACGAUUCAGAACCAUCAAAUUCGUAUCGAGCAUUUGGAGUCUCGGGACAUCGACCAACAGCAGCUCAUUCUGAACCUCCGAAGUGAGCUUGUUGUUGAAGGGCAGCGCACAAGCUCCCUCGAACGAUUCAGAGAACGAAUCGGCAAAGUUGCUUGUCAAUCUGAAGACAAGAAAAAUAGAGUCAGCCAAACAGAGAAAAAGCCUGGCAAAGGUCUACCCACCCAGACGAGAAAAGUCGUUUUGAACCAGACAUAUACAGAAGAAAACAAUCCGGGAGAUCUAAAAACCAAGGGAUAUGAUCUGCGCAAAAGAAUUCGGAGAGCAGAUAAUGAGAAAAAUAUUGCUUUCUUUGCCACUUUGACCAACCACCUUGAACACGUCGGGGUACAGCAGACAUUUGUCUUCGACCACGUAGUAACUAACCUCGGCCACAGCUACAAUAGCUACAACGGUAAUUUUAUCAUCCCAGUGUCAGGAACAUACGUGUUUUCGGCGACGCUGGUCUCCGAACACCAUUAUAGCUCGCAUUCACAUUUCACAGUAAACGGACAAGCUAUUAGUUUUAUGUACGUUAGUGGUUCAGAAGCCGGAUUCGAUACUACCAGCCAGAUGAUAGUGGUAAAACUGCAAAAGGGAGAUGAUGUAUGUAUCCGCAAUAUUGAUGCCCAUAAAUCUUAUCUUGGAGGUCAUUACAACACUUUCUCUGGGUUCCUUCUACGACAGGACGUCUCGGAGACGGUUGUUGUCGGAAAGAAAUAAAUUGAAAUUAUUUGGUUUAUGAUCUAUACUCCUUUAUGAAAGUUAUGUUUGGACAAAUAAAUGGUUGACUGUUAUUAGUCUUUUUUUUAUUUGAAGAAGACCAAAUGUAAGAGUUGUACCCUUAAUUUCAUUUCAAUUUUAGUCAUUUGUUGCAGCUGUCUGCAUUGUUGAUUGCGCAGUUUUUCUUUAAA